Cucumis sativus (cucumber) is the source of this 1171-nucleotide messenger RNA. RefSeq lists its product as hypothetical. Bases 441 to 950 code for a protein of 169 amino acids. Lineage: Eukaryota; Viridiplantae; Streptophyta; Magnoliopsida; Cucurbitales; Cucurbitaceae. The transcript has a single exon. The record is from RefSeq and is a predicted model, not a curated record. Gene Ontology annotation, biological process: response to auxin.
GUUCACAUUUCCAAAUCACAACAAAACAAUAAAAACUCCCACAAAAUACUUCCAUUUCCACUCUCCAAUGGCCUCCUCUUCAUCUUCAAACCCCUUCCCCCUCCUUUGACCUCUCUCCAUCUCCACUUCUCUCCGCCGGACAACUUAUGAUCAAUCUCUUUCUUUUCAGUUUCCUCUAAUUUCUUCUUCUUAUUCUCUACGUGUUUAAUCAAUUCCUAACCUGCUUGGAUGAUUCCUUUCUCCUUCAAUUCCAAUCGCUAUGUCCAACAUUCCCACUUCCCUUUCUGAAAUCUGCCUCACUUUCUUCCGCCUCACCAUGUCCACCGCCGAUCCUUGGCCCUUUUCCUAAUCUACACAGUCCACGCACACCGCCGCUAAUCCUUUUUUCUCUCCUUUCCCCUCUCUUUUUAAUUAAUUUCUUCCAUUUUUCCCUACAUACGAUGAGACGAAUCAGAGGAUUCAAACUCGGCAAACACAUCCGUCGGAUCUCCAACUGGAUUCUCCACAGACGGCGCCGGAAUCGGUCUGGAUACUCUUUGUUGAGCUCCGGACGCUCAACCAAGCCGAUUGCAAAGCUGUUACGCUGGGGAAGGCGGUUGAGAGACGGAGCGAAAUCGAUCUGUUCGAGUAGAAGGAGAUUGAGUUAUGUCCCGUUAGAUCGUGAUUUGAAGGAGAAAAAGUCUGCGGCGGUCCCGAAAGGUCAUUUGGCUGUAUACGUUGGACAAAACGACGGUGAGUUCCACCGUGUUCUUGUGCCAGUGAUUUACUUUAACCAUCCUCUGUUUGGAGAGCUUCUGAGAGAAGCGGAGGAGGAGUACGGAUUUGAACAUGAAGGUGGAAUUACGAUUCCUUGUCCGUACGCUGAGUUCGAGAAUGUUCAGUCGAGAAUAAAGUCGGGUUCUAGUGGGCGGAAAGCGCCAUGGAAGAAGCUUGGGUGUUAUGGAGAUUGAUUUGAUUUCUUCAAUGACGACGACGACGAUGAAGCUUAUUCCAAAUUCAGGAGGAUAGUGAAGGCUUAGACUUUCCCCCCCUCAUUUAUUAGGUAGAAUUUUUCAUUUUAAUUUUUAAAUAAAUUAUGUGGUAGAGUUGAAUUCCUUCUCGAUGUGAAUUUCUGUACAAACCAUUUAAAUUUAGGAUUAAUUACAAUUUAGUCUUUUAUAUUUUUUAUUUA